CCGGCUUCUUCUAAUCGCAAAGUCGCUUCCUCAUAGCCGAGGAGAACUAGGCCAGACACCAUGUCAGCACAAGCUGGUGAAAAACUACCAACAUCGAAAUAUCAAUGCUAUCAUGAAUUUCAUGAGGAAGCUUAUGACGUUGGGGUUGUCGAUGACGACGGUGCAGUCCUCUAUGAAGAACCUUACGGCGGCCUUCUGAAUGAUAUUGUGCGAUACAAUGAUGUGGCUAAAUUAGCCCAAUAUUUGGAGAACAGUGCUCGUGCUACCUUCGGUCAUGUUGAGGUACACUACUGGGACCCAUUUUACGUUGCUGCAGAGUCUGGGAGUACUAAAGCACUUUGCCUUCUUCUUAAAUAUUACAACGCUCAUUUAACCGACGCUGACAUGAUACCACUUGCAAAACGAAAAUUUCGGCUGCUUAACGUGGCGUGCUUAAAUGCUCGGGUCGAGACUGCUCUAUUUCUUUUGGAUACCCAACCUGCACUGGCAAGCCUCCACGCCAGAGAUGAUUCUAGCAUGUGGCGUAAAGAUGGCAACACCCCACUGCUCUCAACUGCUUUUUCCUUCACAUAUUGGCCACCCGGCUUCGAGCCGGAAGAUGACCUUGCAAUCAGUUCCCAACAGACUCGUGCUGAAGAGCUCAUGAAUCAGCUCCUUGACAGAGGAGCUUCUGCUCGAGAUGUGUUGACAUCUGAUCUCAAUGGACAAGAUAUUUCAUACACAGUCCUCAGCUUGGCUAUUUCGAGAGCCAGUUAUGAUUUAGUAAAACGACUCAUUGCCGAAGGUGCGGACAUGCACGCUACGACAGUACAUUGGAUCAAUUUCUUUUCAAGUCAACCUGAGGAUGAAAUAGCACAUGGUGUUACUCCACUUCAUCUUGGAAGUCUUCAUGCGAAUCUUGACGGUGUCCAGGCCCUGUUUGAUCAUCGUGGGGAUAAGGCUACUGUUGCGGAAAUGGUUUUGUUCAGCGACAGCGCCGGUCGUCUGCCCCUUCACUGGGCUGCACGAGGAGCUGAUGCUCCAGAACAUUACUAUAUGCUUCCUCGUAAUGAAAUUGUUACACAGGUGGCCAAUACAAUCAAGCUACUUUUAACCAUCGAUCAGGACACAAUCAAUGCUCGAGAUCAUAAAGGGUACAAUGCUUUAUGGUAUGCAGUCUUAGGCUUCAGAGAACGUAUUAAUCAGCAUUUGAGUGUUUUGAAAAUCUUAUUUGAGUAUGGAGCAGAUGGAAAUAUAUGCAAUCAAGAUGGUCUAAAUAUGUUGCAUUUGUUAGGAUUCACACAGGAUGGUGAAGCUAUAGAUCCAGUGAUAAUAGAACGCCUGGUGGCUCAUGGUGCCAACAUCAAUGAUAUUGAUAUACAUGGAAAUACCCCACUCAACCAAAUGGCGAUAAACUUACGUCAAGUCGACGCUGUGCGGGCUCUGCUUAGCUGUGGCGCCUGCAUGAGGGUGAAGAAUUCAAGAGGCGAUACACCACUUCACCAGGCUGCACAGGGGAAGGUGUUUCCCAACAAGUACGAACAGGAUAUUGAUUGGCACGUCCCGCUGGAUGCAAAGAUUAGAGCACAAGAUGAGAUGAUGAAAGCCUUAAAAGAAGCCGGUGAUGAGCUUAGCAUGAACGAAAAGAAUGCAGAUGGCAAGACACCACAACAGUUACAGGAGGAAACGCGAAACAAGUGGCGCCACGAAGAGCAGGAACGGUUGAGCCGUAUAUCAACCAAUCAUCGAUGAGCCAUGACUGCACAGCCCCAGUUUCCAGAUUAAGACGGCGCCAGGAUGUAGAAUAGAAUGGUGAGAAAAUCGUUAUAUAAUGCAAUGCUUCGAAUGUUAUAGAUAAUCAAGGCUGAGGUGUAUACAGACUAUUGGGAACGACACUGAGUAAUUAUUUUGCUACGCAUUAUGACACUUGGCAAAAUGAAGCACGCAGGAC
Talaromyces proteolyticus is the source of this 1930-nucleotide messenger RNA. RefSeq names its product ankyrin repeat-containing domain protein. The transcript has a single exon. Gene Ontology annotation, molecular function: protein binding. Bases 61 to 1731 code for a protein of 556 amino acids. NCBI's taxonomy places the organism in Eukaryota, Fungi, Ascomycota, Eurotiomycetes, Eurotiales, Trichocomaceae. The record is from RefSeq and is a predicted model, not a curated record.